Molecule: messenger RNA, 483 nt
Organism: Cokeromyces recurvatus
Lineage: Eukaryota; Fungi; Mucoromycota; Mucoromycetes; Mucorales; Mucoraceae
Product: t-SNARE
Exons: 5
Biological process (GO): intracellular protein transport; exocytosis; vesicle fusion
Cellular component (GO): SNARE complex; endomembrane system; plasma membrane
Molecular function (GO): SNARE binding; SNAP receptor activity
Source: RefSeq, a predicted model, not a curated record
UAUAAAGAUGUAGAAGCAACUUUUAAUCAAAAAUAUCGACAAAGAGUUGAAAGACAAAUAAGAAUUGUUAAACAAGAUAUCACCGAAGAAGAAGUAGAAGCUAUUCUCGAUUCAGGUCAAUCCAAUCAAAUCUUUGCUCAGAGUUUGAUAAAAUCAAGCCAAGCAAAAUCAGUUUUAUCUGAAGUUCAGACACGACAUGAUGAUAUCAAAAGAAUACAGAACACAAUUCUAGAAUUAGCUCAAUUAUUUGAGGAUAUGCAAAUAACAGUUGAGAAGCAAGAUCAGGUCAUAGAGCAAAUCAAGAAUAAUGUAGAGGAUACUCAGGUCGAUUUAGAACAUGGUAUUAAACAUCUUGAUAAAGCCAUUGUACUUGCAAAAUCAUCUAGAAUAAAACGAUGGUGCUGUUUUAGUAUUACAAUUAUCCUAUCUAUAAUUCUUGCUCUUCUCGUUUGGUGGUUUGCAUUUGAUCACCCAGUAAAAUAG